UCCGCAGCUUUUCCAGCAAGCGGAUUAUUUUCGGGAGUCAUUGUCUCAAUAAGUGCAUUAUUCCCUCCUUUCUUGACAAAACUGCUACCGUGGGAAGAUUGGAGGAGACGCAGGAAAAGCGGAGAGGCAGACGAGUGCUGUCUGGCCUAGGAACUGUCGUGCUGGGGUCUAUGCGUUUCCCGCCGGGCCAGUGAUGCUGCGGGACCGGCCUGGGAGCCUGGAAAUAGGACUGUCCUGCUAGUGGGGGAACAUGUCGAGUUUCUCCAGGGCGCCCCAGCAAUGGGCUACUUUUGCUCGAGUUUGGUAUCUCUUAGAUGGGAAAAUGCAGCCUCCUGGCAAACUUGCUGCUAUGGCAUCAAUUAAACUUCAAGGAUUGCAUAAACCUGUGUACCAUCAACUGAGUGACUGCGGGGAUCAUGUUGUCAUAAUGAACACAAGGCACAUUGCAUUUUCUGGAAACAAAUGGGAACAAAAAGUGUAUUCCUCACAUACUGGCUACCCAGGUGGAUUUAAACAAGUAACAGCUGCUCAACUUCACCUGAAGGAUCCAGUGGCAAUUGUAAAACUGGCUAUUUAUGGCAUGCUGCCAAAAAACCUUCACAGAAGAACCAUGAUGCAGAGGUUGCAUCUUUUCCCAGAUGAGCACCUAGCACAAUUUCUGGUUCAUGGAAGGAGUUCAAUAAAUGUUUGUUGGCUAAAUGACUCAAAGAUCCAUCAGAUUUUCAUUUUUGAUAUACCGGAAGAUAUUCUUAAGAAUUUAGUGGAAGAGCUUCCUCAACCACGGAAAGUGCCCAGACGUCUAGAUGAGUAUACACAAGAAGAAAUAGAGGCUUUCCCAAGAGUGUGGUCUCCACCUGAAGAUUAUCGGCUAUAAGAGAAUGAAAAUUACAGAAAAUAACAACAAAGUGAUUGAAACUUCUUCCUGAUGAAUUUCUCCUAACCUACAGGGCAGAGUGAACCAAGGACUGCAUUUUGACAAAGUUGUUAUGAGUACUGGAAGUUUGUGGAGAAAGGUCAGGAAAGGAUAUUCCUUCAACAGGAAAUUGCAGUAAAAUAUUUUAUAGAAUUGUUUUAUUAUGUAAUCUGAUUUGAAUGUUAUAAAUGAUGAUAAGAAUAAAAUGGCUUACUUGGUUGACUAUUC
Molecule: messenger RNA, 1141 nt
Organism: Diceros bicornis minor
Lineage: Eukaryota; Metazoa; Chordata; Mammalia; Perissodactyla; Rhinocerotidae
Gene: MRPL13
Product: mitochondrial ribosomal protein L13
Exons: 8
Coding region: 251-874 (207 amino acids)
Biological process (GO): negative regulation of translation; translation
Cellular component (GO): ribosome; mitochondrial large ribosomal subunit
Molecular function (GO): structural constituent of ribosome; mRNA binding
Source: RefSeq, a predicted model, not a curated record